AUACACUACAUCUAUCUAUCCCAUCAUCUUCGGCCGACCUUAAAGAAGGGUCUCUUUUUCUCUCUUUCGUUUAGUUUCCUUUUCACUUCUUAUUCUUCUUCCCUUCUUAUUAUUACUAAUCAACCAAAAACAAAUACAAUUAUUUAGAUUACUUAGUGGACACCAUGGCGAGGGUUCUAGUACACGUAGCUAAUAUCCCUGCCUUGGUUCCUCCUGGUAGAAGGCUUGGUCAGUCUCAAGAAUCUUGGAAGUCAAGAAGGAAUGUCAGAAUGAUGAGCUGUUUACAAGCACCUGUGUUAAGAAUGAGAAAUUUUUCGGGGUUGCGAGGCUCUAAUGCUUUAGAUACCCUGGCAAAACGUGGCAUAAGUUUCCACUCCAGGGUGGGAAUUUCACUCUCUUCUGGUCGAAGGAGGACUGGCCGAAUGGUUGUUAAAGCAAUGUUUGAGCGCUUCACAGAAAAAGCAAUUAAAGUCAUCAUGCUUGCCCAAGAGGAAGCAAGACGGCUUGGUCACAAUUUUGUUGGCACAGAGCAGAUUCUCUUGGGUCUUAUUGGUGAAGGUACUGGCAUUGCUGCGAAGGUUCUCAAAUCAAUGGGAAUCAAUCUUAAAGAUGCACGUGUAGAGGUGGAGAAGAUAAUUGGAAGGGGAAGUGGUUUUGUCGCUGUGGAAAUUCCAUUUACUCCUCGUGCAAAGCGGGUUUUGGAACUCUCUCUGGAGGAAGCCCGUCAAUUGGGCCAUAACUAUAUUGGAUCAGAGCACCUGCUACUUGGGCUUCUUCGUGAAGGGGAAGGUGUAGCAGCCCGUGUUCUUGAGAAUUUAGGUGCUGACCCAAGUAACAUACGCACACAGGUUAUUCGAAUGGUUGGUGAGAGCACAGAAGCUGUUGGUGCUGGUGUUGGAGGAGGAAGCAGUGGCAAUAAGAUGCCAACGCUGGAGGAGUAUGGAACUAAUUUGACCAAGUUAGCAGAAGAGGGUAAAUUGGAUCCUGUUGUUGGAAGACAGCCACAAAUAGAACGUGUUAUCCAAAUUUUGGGCCGUCGAACUAAGAACAACCCAUGUCUUAUUGGAGAACCUGGUGUGGGUAAAACAGCUAUUGCAGAAGGCCUAGCUCAACGAAUUGCAAGUGGUGACACUCCUGAUACAAUUGAAGGAAAGAAGGUUAUAACCCUGGAUAUGGGUCUUCUUGUUGCUGGGACAAAAUAUCGUGGAGAGUUUGAAGAAAGGUUGAAGAAACUAAUGGAGGAAAUCAAGCAGAGUGAUGAAAUAAUCCUUUUCAUUGAUGAGGUCCACACCUUAAUUGGAGCCGGAGCAGCAGAAGGGGCAAUUGAUGCUGCUAACAUCUUAAAGCCAGCUCUUGCAAGAGGAGAAUUGCAGUGUAUUGGAGCCACGACACUAGAUGAGUACAGAAAGCACAUUGAGAAGGACCCGGCAUUGGAAAGUCGUUUUCAGCCUGUUAAAGUUCCUGAACCAUCAGUUGAUGAAACUAUUCAGAUUUUGAAAGGACUCCGAGAGCGAUAUGAGAUUCACCACAAACUUCGUUACACUGAUGAAGCACUAGUUUCUGCUGCACAUCUGUCAUACCAAUACAUCAGUGAUCGCUUUCUGCCUGAUAAAGCAAUUGAUUUGAUUGAUGAAGCUGGUUCUCGAGUUCGGCUUCGUCAUGCUCAGCUCCCUGAGGAAGCUAGAGAGCUUGAAAAAGAGCUUAGGCAGAUCACUAAGGAGAAAAAUGAAGCUGUUCGUGGCCAAGACUUUGAAAAGGCUGGGGAGUUACGUGAUAGAGAAAUGGACCUUAAGGCUCAGAUCACAGCCCUUGUUGAUAAAGGUAAGGAGAUGAGUAAGGCAGAGACUGAAGCAGGCGAUGUGGGUCCUAUUGUAACUGAAGUGGACAUUCAACACAUUGUCUCUUCGUGGACUGGCAUUCCUGUUGAGAAAGUAUCAACUGAUGAAUCUGAUCGACUACUCAAGAUGGAAGAGACCCUCCAUAAGCGAGUCAUUGGCCAGGAUGAAGCUGUCAAAGCUAUUAGCCGUGCCAUCCGCCGUGCUCGUGUUGGACUAAAGAACCCUAACCGACCAAUUGCUAGUUUCAUCUUUUCUGGUCCUACUGGUGUAGGGAAGUCAGAACUGGCAAAAGCACUUGCUGCUUAUUACUUUGGCUCUGAAGAAGCCAUGAUUAGGCUUGAUAUGAGUGAGUUCAUGGAAAGACACACAGUCUCCAAGCUCAUUGGUUCUCCCCCUGGUUAUGUGGGUUACACUGAGGGUGGUCAGUUGACUGAGGCUGUUCGACGUCGUCCAUACACUGUAGUACUCUUUGAUGAGAUUGAAAAGGCUCAUCCUGAUGUUUUCAACAUGAUGCUUCAGAUUCUUGAGGAUGGAAGGUUGACAGACAGCAAGGGAAGAACUGUAGAUUUCAAAAAUACCCUUCUAAUUAUGACAUCAAAUGUUGGUAGCAGUGUUAUUGAGAAGGGAGGACGUCGCAUAGGAUUUGAUCUUGAUUAUGAUGAGAAGGACAGCAGUUAUAACAGGAUCAAAAGUCUGGUGACAGAAGAAUUGAAGCAAUAUUUCAGGCCCGAGUUCUUGAAUAGGUUGGACGAGAUGAUUGUUUUCCGGCAGCUCACUAAGCUGGAGGUAAAAGAAAUUGCUGAUAUAAUGCUGAGGGAAGUGUUUGAUAGAUUGAAGACAAAAGAGAUAGAGCUUCAAGUUACUGAGAGAUUUAGAGAGAGGGUGGUUGAGGAAGGGUACAACCCAAGUUAUGGUGCUAGGCCUUUGAGAAGAGCAAUUAUGAGACUUUUGGAGGACAGCAUGGCUGAGAAGAUGCUUGCAAGAGAAAUUAAAGAGGGUGAUUCGGUCAUUGUGGAUGUGGAUUCGGAUGGAAACGUUACUGUGCUCAAUGGCAGCAGCGGUGCUGCUCCUGAGUCAUUGCCUGACCCACUUCCAGUGGUGUAACCCUCUAUUUGAUUUGUUGUUUGUACCCUUUUUUUAGUCUAUUUGAACUGGCUAUAUAAUCGUAGUCUAUUUUCUUGGAAGGACCACUGGGCAGUUGAAUUGGAAGCUGUUGAAUUAUUGGUGGUGGGUUUACAAAGCUGAAUUUGUUUACACCAUGAGUAGCAUACACAAUUGAGUUGCAGAUAAUAGUAGGGUGUUUUAGUGUUAGCUUUAUAUUAUUUUUCUUAAUAAAAAAUGUAAUGAUGAAUUAUGAUU
Messenger RNA from Pistacia vera, 3197 nucleotides. RefSeq names its product ATP-dependent Clp protease ATP-binding subunit ClpA homolog CD4B, chloroplastic. Gene Ontology annotation, cellular component: cytoplasm. Gene Ontology annotation, biological process: cellular response to heat. NCBI's taxonomy places the organism in Eukaryota, Viridiplantae, Streptophyta, Magnoliopsida, Sapindales, Anacardiaceae. The transcript has 10 exons. The record is from RefSeq and is a predicted model, not a curated record. The coding region runs from base 165 to 2942 and encodes 925 amino acids. Gene Ontology annotation, molecular function: ATP hydrolysis activity; protein binding; ATP binding.